This is a messenger RNA of Drosophila eugracilis, 2301 nucleotides long. RefSeq names its product zinc finger protein sens. The record is from RefSeq and is a predicted model, not a curated record. Lineage: Eukaryota; Metazoa; Arthropoda; Insecta; Diptera; Drosophilidae. The transcript has 4 exons. Bases 242 to 1858 code for a protein of 538 amino acids. Gene Ontology annotation, cellular component: nucleus.
UCAGUCAGGUGCGAAGCACCGAGCGAUACGGACGUGUUCGUCUCCAGUUAGUCAAGAAUACCGCACAUGAGAGUUACCCAACCAAGAUCCGUUCGAAUCGAAGAUCAAUCCGCUAAGAAAGUGAGAUUUGUGCAGUGAAAAGUACUGAGAAAAAUCACCCAAAGACUGUAAAACAAAUAAGAAAAAAACCAAGAAAAUUCAAACAAGUGACCAGUCACAAAGUUAAGAUCUAAAAUCAAAAAUGAAUCACUUAUCGCCGCCGCCAUCACCGCACUCCCAGCAGCCAAGUCCAGCGGGAUUGGGCUGCCAUGGAGCAGCUCUAGACAAGCAGUGGAUGCAGCGGGCAUCCGCCUUCAACACUGUGAUAGCCUCCGCCGCGGCACAGAAACUCAAUGGAAGAGAUUUACCCUUUUGGUCCAACCCACUGCUCUACUCGAGUGCCCUUCUGUGGCCCCAAUUCCUGUUGUCCUCGGCAACAGCUUUGGGUACCCCGCUGACCCCCAUGACCCCAAAAUCACCAGCCUCUGUGGUUCUGGGACAGCGAGAUCGUGACUUUGCCCUAACACCCGAAAAGGAGCAUGAACUGCAGAUGAACAAUAACAAUGUGGUGGAUAAGCAUGAGGAUCAGGAGCAGGACGAAGAUAUGCCCUUAAAUCUGAGCACCAAGGAACGCAUCACCUCGAAUCUUUCCAAUCAGGAUCAGUAUCACAGCAGCAGCAACAACAGCAGCCGCAGCAGCUCCAGCAGUGAUGCUGAGUCAAUGCAUCCGAUGACCUCUCUAAAUGUGACACCGCCUCCUUUAAGGGCAGUGAAUCUGAAGAGUUCGGGAACACCACAUCAACAACGCCAGAGAUCGCAGGGUAAUAUCAUCUGGUCACCGGCUUCGAUGUGCGAGAGAUCAGCGAGAAGGGAUCAGUAUGGCUUGAAAAUGGAGGAGCAGGCCUGUGAUGAAGAGAACCAGGUGGAUCCCAUUGUGCGAAAGUUCAAGUACGAACGAAGAACAGCUUCCAUAUCAUCGCUACAGUCACCGAUCUCUUCGCUCUCCGCUCCAGCCUCGAACUCCGCCCAGGAUCUGGAAUUCGAGGUGGCCCAGCAGCAAUUGUAUGCCCAUCGUAGCGCCUUCAUGGCCGGAUUAACGGGCAACAAUCUGGAGCUACUUACCCAGCAUUUGAAGCAGAAAAGUGAGCAGCCACAGCAGCAUCGCAUCAAGGACGAGCAGCAGGAUAACCGCUCGGCAGCAGCUCUCAUGAAUUUGGUGGCAGCCGCCGAAUUUGGCUAUAUGCGUAAUCAACACCAACAGCCGCAACAGCAGCAGCAGCAGCAACAGUUGCAUCACCAGCAGCAGCAGCACCAACAUCAUCAGCAUCAGCAGCAACAUCCUGACUCGACGGCCACAGAUGUUGCGCGUCGUUCAUCCUCCUCAUCCUCUUACCAGGGCGAAAACGAAGAGAAGCGCAGCGGCAGGAAUUUCCAGUGCAAACAAUGUGGCAAGAGCUUCAAGCGUUCAUCCACCCUGUCCACGCAUCUGCUUAUCCAUAGCGAUACCCGGCCAUAUCCCUGCCAAUAUUGUGGCAAAAGGUUCCACCAGAAGUCGGACAUGAAGAAGCACACGUACAUACAUACCGGCGAGAAACCCCACAAGUGCACCGUUUGCCUCAAGGCCUUCAGUCAGAGCUCCAACCUGAUCACGCACAUGAGGAAGCACACGGGCUACAAGCCCUUCGGUUGUCUGCUCUGCGAUCAAUCCUUCCAGCGAAAGGUUGAUCUACGCCGUCAUCGGGAGAGUCGUCAUGAAGAAGCGCCACCUAUGGAGGAUAUGAAACCACUGAAGAUGGAGGUGAGCAGCAGCAGUUGCUGACCAAGGCUAGGACAUCCCAGAUCGAGGAGAUCCCAGUAUUAGCUAAGCAGGAUCGCAGGAGACACACUCUAAGAACCAGCCGAAGGAGCAGAUCACAGUUGGCCCUAAGUCUAAGUCGUUGCUAUGAAGCCAAAGUUUGUUUUGUUUAGGCCUUCGCAAAGAUUUAUAAGUUAGUUAAAAAGUUAGAUUGUUAGCUAAGAUACUGCCUGUAUAUAUAGUUAUCCAAAACAAGACUCUUCUUAUAGCUGUUAAAACGUAGCUGUAAUAACUAAUUUAAUUUAUUGCAUUAACCCUUAACGAUUUGGUUUAAACUUAACCCAAAAUUGGCAGCUAAACGUACCAAAGAACAACCUCAAAACAAAUUAAAUCACCCCCCCAACCACUUGGCGACCACUUGUCUAAAUUUAGUUUUUAUAUUUAUUUAUUUAAGUUUAUCGAUGGCA